AUUGACCAGACAAAUAUUGUGUAUCAACCUGAAAACACCGCUACAUAUGAAGAAGUUGGUUCCAAGCAAGUUACAGUCGUUGGACAGGAGGAGAAGCGAGCAUUUACUGUGGUGGUUGGCAUAUCUGCCUCCGGCAAUGCUCUCCCAUUUCAGGUCAUCUACUGUGGCAAAACUACGUGCUCCCUCCCCUCGAAAAGCAUGCCACAAUUCAAGAAAGCACAACACUUAGGCUUCAAGCUGUGUUUUUCAAAUACUGACAUGCACUGGUCAAUGUUUGAGCUCAUGUGUGACUAU
Suillus fuscotomentosus is the source of this 294-nucleotide messenger RNA. RefSeq lists its product as uncharacterized. The record is from RefSeq and is a predicted model, not a curated record. The transcript has a single exon. Lineage: Eukaryota; Fungi; Basidiomycota; Agaricomycetes; Boletales; Suillaceae. The annotation marks the transcript as partial.